AGCAACUCAUCAAAAUGGCAACCUGGAAUGGUGAGAAUCAACCACUUCUGGAGCCUGGGAGUGAUCCCACGAAUCAAGACACAUAUGGAACACCUAUCAGAUCACAUCCUAUAUUUGAGACAAUUAAAUCUGGUAUGCUUAUACCAGUGCAGACAGUCGUGGAGCAGAUGGGGCUUGAUGUGCUGUCACUGAGGGACGAGAAAGGUCAUACGCCAGCCCACUGGGCCUGCUUAGGUGGCCAUGCUCCCAUACUGCGAUACCUUCUAGAACAGAAAGCACCUGUCAAUGAAGCCAGCCAUAAUGACCUUGGUGCAAGGCCCAUUCAUUGGGCCUGUGUGAACGGACAUAUAGCAAUAGUGGACAUACUGGUGCAGGCUGGUGUAAGCUUGGAUAUUACGGAUAAUAAAGGCUGCACGUGUCUCAUAGUUGCUGCUCAGUAUGGCCAGACUAUGCUGGCUGGUUACCUGAUGGGCAAGGGGGCAAGACUACAGAUGGUGGACCGGGAUGGCGACACUGCCUUGCACUGGGCUGCAUUUAAAGGUAAAUCUGAGCUAAUGCGGCUUUUGAUAUACUCUGGGUUUAACCCACGACAGAAAGACAACUUUGGACAAACACCUCUCCAUUUAGCAUGUAUCAAUGGAGAUAUCAACGGUGUCAAAGAACUCUGUGAACAGGAUGGCGUUGACAUAGCUCUUGCUGACAAAAACGGCAAGACGCCGCUAAUGUUGGCUACUGGCCGCAAACAUACCGCAGUAAUGGAUUAUCUGAAAGCUGAGCUCAAACAGAAAAACAGCUUUCUGCCAAAGAUUGAUUUCUGGUCCAUAGUGUUUGGUCCACCUGGUAACAGCAAAGGUCCUCUGCUGUUUUUCUUUGUGAAUCUUUUGUGCUGGGGUUAUCCUAUGUAUAUCAUCAAGUGCCUGCCGUACACCUGGUAUGACCUGCAGAUGUUGCAUAUCGUCUUUUUCAUCACCAAUGCAGCCAUGUGGAUCUCCCUGUUCCAUGCCAGCACCACCGACCCUGGCUUCCUGCCCAGGAAUAUACCCGAGUAUGACAUGGCUAUUAAACAGGUUGCCCACUUUGAUGAAUGGAAGCAGGGAGAGAACCCAUUGAGCCGGUUGUGUCACACGUGCAGGACGGUGAAACCUCUCCGCUCAAAACACUGCAAAGUGUGCAACCGGUGCGUCAAAGUGUUUGAUCAUCACUGCCCCUAUAUCUACAACUGUGUGGGUGUGAAUAACAGAGUUUCGUUUGUAAUAUUUUCUUAUACGGUAAUGGUGAAUGGGGCGCUUGCCAUCUACAUGAGCCUGAUCACUAUCCAAGUGCUGCAAGAGAGCUGGAACAUUGUCUACAUCUUCUACAUGGGCGUUGCAGUGUUCUUUGAGGGAGUCUCCGCCUACAUCACCGCUCAAAUGGCUUACCUGGCCAUCACGAAUCUCACCACAAACGAGUCGAUCAACUACAAGCGAUACAAGCACAUGCAUGACAAGGAGGGGAAGUUUAGGAACCCAUUCAACUGUGGCUGGCUGAUCAACCUGCUUGAGUUCUUCCACAUUGUUCCCCUGAAUAGAGAUCUGUUAGACAAAGAUGAUGAUAAUGAGACAAUUGUUUCCACGCUAGUUACAACCUUACAGUCAAUGAGAGAAUCAAUCAUCAGCGAUAUAGCUACCUUAAAGAUGGAAAGGGACAGUUCUAUAACCCCUUCCACCGGGGUCUACUCAAGAAUCUAAAGGAGUUCCUGCACAUCAUACGGCCGCAGGAGGAGAGAGAUGUGGAACUAUUGUCAGUGAGAACUGUGUGACCCGUCCUAUACACGUAUUUAGUUUGCGUGUAUACAAAUAUUUAUUGACCUGCAAGGUCAGUAUUGGUAAAACUAUACCGCGGUAUAUCGCCUUGCUGUUCUUUUGGUUGUUAUGCCCCCUGUAGGAUGGCAUAUAGCAGUUGAACUGUCCGUCAGUCUGUGCGUUCGUCCAAAAACUUAAACGUUGCCCAUCACAUUUGUACUAUUAAAGAUAGCAACUUUAUAUUUGGCCUGCUUGUGUAUCUCAUGGAGCUGCACAUUUUGAGUGGUGAAAGAUCAUGGUCAUCCUUCAAGGUCAAAGGUCAAGUAUAUGGCUUCAAAGCGGGGCAAUAGGGGGCAUUACACAUCUCUUGUUUUAAAUUGAUUAUUCAACCCCUGUGAGUCAUCUGUUAGUACGCUAAAUAAUGGUAAUGUUUAGCAAUGGACAUUUUACUGUUUAGUAUUUUUGUAAACAGUUUAAUACUUUUUGUUUGUUCACCUUGAAAAAAAAAGUGUUUUGAACAUUGUAUUAGCAGACCUGAUCUGAUCAUAUUUAUGCCCCCCUUCGAAGAAGAGGGGAUAUAUUGUUUUGCACAUGUCGGUAGGUUGGUCGGUCCGUCCGUCCACCAGAUGGUUUUCGGAUGAUAACUCAAGAACAUUUACGCCAAGGAUCAUGAAACUUAAUAGGUACAUUGAUCAUGACUGGCAGAUGAACCCUAUUGAGUUUGAGGUCACUAGGUCAAAGGUCAAGGUCACAGUGACUCGUUCUUGGAUGCAGUUUAGGACCACAUUUGCAGAUUAUAUUAUGUACUGUUGUGGUGGGGUCUCCGUCCGUCCACAAGAUGGUUUCUGGAUGAUAACUCAAGAACCCUUACACCUAGGAUCAUGACACUUGAUAGGUACAUUGAUCAUGACUGGCAGAUGACCCCUAUUGAUUUUGAGGACACUAGGUCAAAGGUCAAGGUCACAGUGACUCGUUCUUGGAUGCAGUUUAGGACCACAUUUGCCGAUUAUAUUAUGUACCGUUGUGGUGGGGUUUCCGUCCGUCCACCAGAUGGUUUCCUGAUGAUAACUCAAGAACGCUUAUGCCUAGGAUCAUGAAACUUUAUAAGUACAUUGAUCAUGACUGGCAGAUGACCCCUAUUGAUUUUCAGGUCACUAGGUCAAAGGUCAAGGUAAAAGUGACAAAAAACGUAUUCACACAAUGGCUGCCACUACAACUGACAGCCCAUAUGGUGGGGGCAUGCAUGUUUUACAAACAGCUCUUGUUCAUGCUUUGCUUUGUGAAUUUGCUUUCAUAAAAUUUUAUAAGGGGUUUUGCAGUCUACUUACUGGCAUAUAGAAGUUGUGUUGUCAGUCGGUCUGGCAUUCCGUUUUCCUGAGGUUUUUAUUGCAACGCUUUCAGAUAUUGAGCUGAUUUUUGGUAUGUGAGUCUAACUACAUGACUUUCAGAUUAAAUGUGAGUUUCCUUUCAGUCCAUUAAUUUUUGGCCAAGUAAUGGGCCAAUACUUUACAAUACUUUACAAUUUUCUCUAAAAUAGCUGCUGUGCCACUUCAAAGGGCAAUAGGGGGAAUUAUGUUUCCCAAACACUGGCUUUUACAAAUAAACCUUUUAAAGCUCCAAAAGUUAAAUAUUAAUGUAAAUACAUGCAACAAAUUUUAUUCCUUUUUUUUUCCUCUUCAGUCCAAAAUCAGUCUGUUUUCUCGAAUUGUGAAAACUUCAAUAAUGUAUUCAGACUUGUAGUAUAGUAUUUAUUCCCAAAAAUGUGAAAUGCUUCCAUGUGUAUGCACAUUUUUAAACAGGUUACUUAAACAAAAUUAUCAUUUUUAUAUGAGUAUUUGUUUAUUGUUUUAUAAAAAUAUAUUUCUGUCCAUAUGAUGUACCGGUACUUUCAUUGUGAAAUUAUCAUUUGUGGUCAUGUUGACAUUUUUAUCAUAUUUAUAUAUUUACAUUGUUUAUUUCUUUUUUGGUAUUAUUGCAGUUGUCAACCAUUUCAUGGUUAAUUUACUUGAUAUACCACAAUGUGUUGAUGGACAUUAAUGUUCAAUAUAUUUUAAGGUAAACAUUGUGCUUGAAAAUGUGUGUUUUAUUGAUGUUUCAUGUACAUGGCUAUUUGAACAUAAAACUUUUCCAACAAUAAUUUUAAACAUGGUCAUUUCGAAAUAGCUUAAAUGUUCUACACAUAUUAUGAUUUCAGAACUUUAUUCAGUCAACUUCCUAGUUACAAUAACAAGUACAUGUUUAAAAUCAUAUUCAUUAGUAUACAGGUCUAAAGCUUUAUAAUUGGCAUAAUGUUUUGAUAAAGUAAAAUAUAAAGAAUUUCUUCUUAAGGUUUUUAAAUGAAAAUUAAAUUUGGAACAUGUGUAGAUUUAUAUUUUUGCCGGGUCUUCAUUUUUACUAGCAGUCAAGUGUUACAGUUGUAACUUGCAAUAUAUAAACACGUGUAAACCUUUUUAGUGUUUUGUAUUUUGACAGAGCUAAUCUAUCACUAUGUACAUUAAUAAAUAAUAUUAUUUGUUGAUCAAAGUAUUAUUCAAUCAAAUUUAUUUUAUAACUUUAUUUGCAUGUGCAGUUACUGAUAUUCAUUUUUAAGCAAUAUUUCAUUAAUUUUGUUUACAGUGAGUUUUAUCGCAAUCAGUAUGGUAUGUAAUGCUGUCAUUGUACUUGUACUUGUUUAGUGGAAGUACCAGGCCUGCUUUAACCAACCCAUUCAUAGACUCAAGAAUGAAGAAUAAACGCUAACUAAAUAAUGAAAAACUGUUCGAUUUUCACAUAUGAAAGAUUACAAUGUUAUAUUUGCAAAAAAUGAUUUAUCAAAAUAGAGGAUGUUGUAAUGUUAAUUGGGAAUGUCAUAAAUUAAAUGGUUAUUAAUUUAAAUUCAGCAUUCUUUGAACAAAACAGCUGCAAGAAAAUUCAAUAAUACCUGUAUUUAGUAUUUUUUUAUUUGUUGGUAAAUGUUGACUGGUGAGUGGGGAAUAGGUUUUACAGUCACUUUAUUCCAAUAUGUAGAUUUAUGUUCUACUUGUUGGUACUGGAGUUAUUUGUGAUACUGUUUUGCAACUUUGACUGAAGCUGUCGUAGAAUUCAUGUUUAUCAUGGAAACAUAAAUGAAUUAACCUUAUUAUUCAAACUUGAAAAAAAAUGUGAAGGUCAUGUAUGUCAAAAUGUAUAUAUCCAUUUAUUUGCCAAACGGGUCAGCUAUUUGUUAUUGCUUUCAUUCAGUGUAUCUAUAUGCAUACUUUUAUAUGCAACUGAUCUACUGGGGUACUUACUAUAAGUUACAAUGUGACAUAUUUGUGCUUGUCCCCACUGAUUUGAACAUCUUUUCCAUGACUUAAAAAAUGAUUUUUUUAGUUAAAUGCACCAUUCCACUUAAAAGACAUGUUAGAGAUAACAAACACGAAUUUCAUAUAGUUAUCUGAUAAUUUUUUUAUUUAUUUUUUCAAAAUAUUUUUUUUUAAGCUUACAGACUUGUUAUAAACUCUACUGGUUUUAAGUUCAUAAGAGUUACUAAAUAUUACAGCUAUUCUUCUUUCUUUAAUAUGAACUUGUUGGCUGUUAAUUAUCAGUGGGUUGUUCAUCGGUCUGUUUUUUUUCUCGUGGCAUUUUUUGCUGUGUAGACAGUUUUUGUCACCUAUUUUGUCUUAGCAUCACCAAGCUAUAACAGAAUGUUUCUUAUAAAAGGAUGUCUUGCAUUUCUGUUUCCAUCUAGUGUCAAUACUCAUCAUCAUUAAUAUACCGCUAUGCUAUGGCAAAUUGCUUUCUAUAGGAACUUGAUUUGUAGCCAGUUUCAUCAUUAAAUGUAGUCUUGUCUGUCGAGGACACUGACUGAUGAACAAAAUCUCUAGUUCCUCGGACAAGGACAAAAAGCUUAAUUUUGGUUUUCUCUAAUACACUUGCCAAAAACUGCCAAAAAUAAAGUCAUUUGGCUUGAAUUUUCUUCUAUAACUUAGACUUUUACAGGUAAGUAUUUGUUGCAUAAUAAUAAGGUCUUUGUGUUCAAUGGUGCAUUUUUUUCCCAAGUUACAAUAAUGAGUGUCUGUGAACAAACGUAACUCUUGUGUAACCUAUAAUAUACAGUAAGCCAUUCCUUUGAGGCAAUUUUGUGUGAGUGGAAUUCAAAUCAACAAAUACUAUUGUAUGCAGUUGUAAACGUUAAACAUUCAAAGUUGAGAGAAUGUGUGUAUGUAUUUCACUUGUGUGGAAGGAUGUUUAAUGCUAUUUGUAAUCAUAACUUUUUAUUACAAGUUUUUCCCAUAUAUUCGCUUUUGUAUGAAAACAUGUCUAUGAUGUUUUUGCAAUAAAACUAUUGAAAUAAA
Messenger RNA from Dreissena polymorpha, 6097 nucleotides. RefSeq lists its product as uncharacterized. Lineage: Eukaryota; Metazoa; Mollusca; Bivalvia; Myida; Dreissenidae. Gene Ontology annotation, molecular function: protein binding; palmitoyltransferase activity. The record is from RefSeq and is a predicted model, not a curated record. Gene Ontology annotation, cellular component: Golgi membrane. Bases 15 to 1727 code for a protein of 570 amino acids. Gene Ontology annotation, biological process: protein palmitoylation. The transcript has 10 exons.